AUGGAGAAUCAAGGUGAGCAAGCUUCAAAUUCUGGUAGGUUAUCAGCACAUUCAACUGCCUCAAGUGCUCCUGUUGCACAAGCAUUACCUGUUUCGGGUAAUACCGCCGUCGUGGCUGCACCAACCGGCACAUACGCUUCGACAGGCGCCACAGCACAUUCUGCUGAGCGCGCGACAACUGAGGCACACACGCCAACAGGAGAACAUUUGACGGAGGUACAUGCACCCACUGUAGCAUCCACUCCACGCCAGGCUUCUGGGCUGCUCAUUUCUCUUAAUGGGGAAAGUAAUAUAUUAACAACUGAUAUUUCCCCUCUGCGUACACGCUCGGGAAUUUUGCGUGUAGGUAGGCGGCAAAAUCAAGCACGUGUAACGCGCGAUGUCAUCGCAAUUGAUGAGGCGGAUGAAGAUGGACCACAGGUUACAAUGUAUUCUACUGCAACCACUUCUGCAGCCAGUGACGUUUUCUCUAGUGCAAUGCUCACCCCAGCUACGGUACCAAGCACUUCGUUCUUUUCAAAUGCUGCGCCAAAUUCUAGGGGUACUUUCUCUGAUAGUAUACCCAGUGUAGUUAACGUGCCGAGCACAUCGAUAUUUUCAAAUGCUGCGCCGCGUUUUAGUGGUAUUGUCGCGCGUAGUAUAGCCACUUUAACUAGCGCACCAAAUAUAUCGACAACUUCACGUGCUGCGCCACCAGCAAUUAGACCUAUUACUAUUAAGCAGCAAGCGCAACACGCAUAUUUAUUCAACACCACGGGUUGUCCUCCAAGCCUACAACGCAACAGCACUUUCAAUUUCGCGCCGCCAUUAUCUUCGCAUUACUUUCCAUAUACGCAAACUUCGAUUGCAGAUAUUAUGCUUUCUUCUUCUAAUAUCGCGUCACGCCAGAGCAGCCGCAAUAAAGACAAAGCAAUUGCCUCGCUCACCUCUGAGAUUAAAGAGCUUUGUAAUGUUGUUAGUGCCAUCUAUAAUAACAAAAAGCCUAUUGUGGAAUCACAACCAAUUGCGGCUCAUCCUAAUAAGCAGAAGCCAGCUUUAGAUAACAUGUCAUCUUCGACUAUGCUCACUACCAAAAAGAACAGUACUUGCGCUUCGUCUGCCUUUUCAUGUGUUAUUGACGUUACUACUCCUGAUGUAAUUGAUACGACACCAUUAUCGUAUGCGAAUGCUGUUUCUGGUUCUAUCGUCACUGCUAAAAGUAAUAAAAAGCAAACAUCUGCUAAUACUAAUACACUUCCUAACGUCAAUGCUUCUAUUGCUGACACUGUUGUUGCUAGUAAUACUGGAACUACGAGCGCUCUCCGAUCUGCUGCUGCUAAGAGAAAUAAUAACGAGUCAUCCGUUAGUGCUAAUGCACUUUCUAACGACAAAACUUCUGGUGCUGGUGUACUGAAAGAUAAAAAAAAAGAGUGCCAGCGUUGUUGGUAG
This is a messenger RNA of Rhagoletis zephyria (snowberry fruit fly), 1428 nucleotides long. Its product is annotated as chitinase-like protein PB1E7.04c. Lineage: Eukaryota; Metazoa; Arthropoda; Insecta; Diptera; Tephritidae. The record is from RefSeq and is a predicted model, not a curated record.